AUGGGAAAGGACUAUUAUAAAAUUCUCGGUCUCGAGAAAAGUGCUACUGAUGAAGAUAUUAAGAAAGCUUAUAGGAAAAUGGCACUCAUGUACCACCCCAACAAAAACAAGUCUUUUUUUGCAGAAGAAAAAUUUAAAGAUAUAGCAGAAGCCUAUGAAGUAUUGAGUGACAAAAUGAAGAGAAAAAUAUAUGAUAUUUACGGCGAGGAAGGACUUAAGAGAGGAGAAGGAAUACCUAGUGCUAGUGGUCAUGAAGAUGGACCACACUUUAGGUAUACUUUCUUGGGAGAUCCUAUAACUAUUUUCCAAAAAUUCUUUGGUGUUAGUGACCCUUUUUCUACUUUUUUAACAGGAGUUGUAGAUUCUAAAUUUUUUAUGAUGGAUAAACAAAUAUGUGGGAGCAGACGGUAUUCCUUCAGCUUCAACAACUCUUCUGAUUUUUCCAAACCUCAGGACAACAAGAGUCAUUACCAAGAAACUUUUAACUUCAACAAUAACAGCAACCCUUCUGAUAUUUUUAAAUCUCAAGACAAAAGUCAAAGUCAAAGUAAUUACCAAAAGACAUUAACAGCAUUUGGAUUCUCAAAGAAAGAUGGAGACUUAACAUCCCUUCCAGUUCCUUUUCCUGUCAACUCAUUUUCAAGUACUAUGGAUGAAAAAAUGAAAAUUGAUGAAAUUACUACUUCUAGAAAUAUGUCAGAGCAACCUAUUCUUGUGUCUACCAAAGAUUUAGACCUAUAUGUUACCUUGGAAGAAGUUUACAAGGGUGUUACAAAGAAAAUCGAGAUUAUUAAAAGAAACAGCAACUGUUAUGAAGAAAAGAUCUUAAUCAUAGAUAUUAAGCCAGGGUUGAAAAAUGGCACAAAGAUUAUUUUUGAAUGUGAGGGCAAUAAGUUUCCUGGCAAAAAUCCUGAAGAUGUUAUCUUUGUAGUCAGAGAUAAACCUCAUCAGUAUUUUAAAUGUGAUGGUGUUAACCUUCAGUACACAGCUAAAUUGACACUACGUGAUGCCUUGUGUGGUAUCCAAGUAGAUAUUCCUACCCUGACCGAUGAGAAAGUUACCUUAAAUUUAAGUAACGAUAUUGUACGACCACAAAUGACGAAGUGUCUUCAAGGUUAUGGAUUACCCUACUCUAAAGAUUUUAAUAAGAAAGGAGACAUUAUCAUUAAUUUUGAUAUUCAGUUUCCUUCCAUUUUGAUUGAUAGUACAAAAAAAAUUCUCUCUAAAAUUCUUUAA
Cherax quadricarinatus is the source of this 1236-nucleotide messenger RNA. The record is from RefSeq and is a predicted model, not a curated record. Lineage: Eukaryota; Metazoa; Arthropoda; Malacostraca; Decapoda; Parastacidae.